AUGAUGACUUCUAACACUGUGUACUUUAGUAGAUUCAUAGUUACCAGUCAGGUUUUUUACAAGAGUAGAUAUACUUAUGCCUUAGUGAAUUUAAAGCCAUUAGUACCAGGCCACGUCCUUAUAGUUCCCUUAAGAACUCAAGUGGGCCAGUUAAGUGAUUUGAAUAAAGAGGAAACUAUAGAUUAUUUUGAUACUUUGCAAGUAGUUCACCAAUUCAUCAAAUGGCAAUAUGAAGCCGAUUCCCUAAAUAUUGCCAUUCAAGAUGGUCCUGAAGCAGGUCAAACAGUUCCGCAUUUGCACACGCACGUAAUACCCAGAUACAGAGCUAAUAAUAAAGGUGAUCGUAUUUAUGAAGACUUAGACCAAUGGAGGUUUCAACAGUGGGAGCAAAGACGCCAAGAAUACCUGGAUAUGGGAGGUAGGGAAGGCCGUAAGAAUUUUGCCAAACCUGACGAUCAAAGAUUUGCAAGAAGUGAACAAGAAAUGAAAGAAGAGGCCCAGCACUUGAGAUCACAGUUGUUGAAAUUCUUUGAAGAGUAUCCACAUUUGAAAAGGGACCUUUCUGAAAUAUAG
Molecule: messenger RNA, 573 nt
Organism: Zygosaccharomyces rouxii
Lineage: Eukaryota; Fungi; Ascomycota; Saccharomycetes; Saccharomycetales; Saccharomycetaceae
Gene: HNT2
Product: bis(5'-adenosyl)-triphosphatase
Exons: 1
Coding region: 1-573 (190 amino acids)
Molecular function (GO): catalytic activity
Source: RefSeq, a predicted model, not a curated record